Messenger RNA from Agelaius phoeniceus (red-winged blackbird), 1758 nucleotides. Lineage: Eukaryota; Metazoa; Chordata; Aves; Passeriformes; Icteridae. The record is from RefSeq and is a predicted model, not a curated record.
UUUUUGGUUUUCUUGCUUUUUGUAAUUUUUUUGUUUUUUAGCGUUUUUGCGCUGAGGAGAAGUAAUAAAAAGUUUUUUUGCGAGUCUCCUCUCCGCAGCCGGUGGAGACUUUGUUUCUCCGAGUUUUUUUGCUUUUUUUAACCCAUCCCUGCCCCUUAGCGCCUAACUUUUUAAUUUUUUUUUUUAUUGUUAAUUUUUUUUCGCCCCCUUGUUCCCCCUCGGCCACUUUCUCGCAUGAAUCUCCUCGACCCUUUCAUGAAAAUGACAGAAGAACAGGACAAAUGUAUCUCCGACGCCCCCAGCCCCACCAUGUCGGAUGACUCCGCCGGCUCCCCCUGCCCCUCUGGAUCCGGCUCGGACACGGAGAACACCAGACCCCAAGAGAACACCUUCCCCAAGGGCGACCCGGACCUGAAGAAGGAGAACGACGAGGACAAGUUCCCGGUGUGCAUCCGGGAGGCGGUGAGCCAGGUGCUCAAGGGCUACGACUGGACCCUGGUGCCGAUGCCGGUGCGGGUGAACGGCUCCAGCAAGAACAAACCGCACGUCAAGAGACCCAUGAACGCCUUCAUGGUGUGGGCGCAGGCGGCCCGCAGGAAGCUGGCGGAUCAAUACCCGCAUCUGCACAACGCCGAGCUCAGCAAGACCCUGGGCAAGCUCUGGAGGCUGCUGAACGAGAGCGAGAAGCGCCCGUUCGUGGAGGAGGCCGAGCGGCUGCGGGUGCAGCACAAGAAGGACCACCCCGACUACAAGUACCAGCCCCGGCGGAGGAAAUCGGUGAAGAACGGGCAGGCGGAGCAGGAGGAGGGCGCGGAGCAGACCCACAUCUCCCCCAACGCCAUCUUCAAGGCGCUGCAGGCGGACUCGCCCCAAUCCUCCUCCAGCAUCAGCGAGGUGCACUCGCCCGGGGAGCACUCGGGCCAGUCCCAGGGGCCCCCCACGCCCCCCACCACCCCCAAGACGGACGCCCAGCCGGGCAAGCAGGACCUGAAGCGCGAGGGCCGCGCGCUGGGCGAGGGCGGCCGGCAGCCGCCGCACAUCGACUUCCGCGACGUGGACAUCGGCGAGCUCAGCAGCGACGUCAUCUCCAACAUCGAGACCUUCGACGUCAACGAGUUCGACCAGUACCUGCCCCCCAACGGGCACCCCGGCCAGGUCACCUACACGGGCACCUACGGCAUCAGCGGCGCUGCCGGGGUCUGGAUGUCCAAGCAGCAGCAGCAGCAGCAGCCGCCAGCGGCGCAGCUGCCGGCGCUGAGCGCCGAGCAGGGCCCCCAACAGCAGCAGCAGCAACAGCAGCAGCAGCAGCAAAGGACCCACAUCAAGACAGAGCAGCUGAGCCCCAGCCACUACAGCGAGCAGCAGCAGCACUCCCCGCAGCAGCAGCAGCAGCAGCAGCUGAGCUACAGCUCCUUCAACCUGCAGCACUACAGCUCGUCCUACCCCAGCAUCAGCCGCGCGCAGUACGAGUACGGCGAGCACCAGGGCUCCUCCUCGGGCUCCUACUACAGCCACGCCGGGCAGGGAGGGGGCAUCUACUCCACCUUCAGCUACAUGAGCCCCACGCAGCGCCCCAUGUACACCCCGAUCGCCGACAGCGCGGGGGUGCCCUCCAUCCCGCAGACGCACAGCCCGCAGCACUGGGAGCAGCCCGUGUACACGCAGCUCACCCGGCCCUGAGCCACGGGGAGACGGCGCCGGAAAAGGCGAAAAAAAAAGAAAAAAAAGCGAGAGGAAAAAUAAAAAUUAAAAAAAAAA